UUAUUUUCUCUAUGGUUUCUGUCCACCUUUCCUUAUUUCCAAGUAUAGAUAAGUUUUGAUUUCAGAUGAAUUUUGCUCCUGAACUUCGUACUCAUGCUCAAAAAGUUUGUAGUUUUUAUAAAAGAGCGUUACGAAACUUAGAAUCCUACUAUGUAGCAAGAUUUGUUGUUCGCUAUCAUCAAGUGCUUUUGAGAAACGAAUUCGACAAGAAUCAAUGCAUUACGGAUCCAAAAGAGCAGCGCCGUUUGCUUUGGCUGGGAGAGCACGAGUUGUUCUUGAAAAAGAACCCUUUCCAGUGUGCAAAGUUUGCUAAAUCUUAUGGCAUUGCCGGUGGGGUAGCUGUUGAACGUGAGGUAGAUCCACCUGACUGGGUGUUGGACUACUGGCAUCCCUUGGAAAAGGCCCGCUAUCCUAGCUAUUUUGCUUGCAGAGAACAUCGCAAGAAUGAUUACAUAAAGCACUGGAAUGAUGAUAGUCUUCUUUGAACUUAAUUAAAACACAAAGUAUUAAAUUCUA
This is a messenger RNA of Plutella xylostella (diamondback moth), 516 nucleotides long. Its product is annotated as NADH dehydrogenase [ubiquinone] 1 beta subcomplex subunit 9. Gene Ontology annotation, biological process: mitochondrial electron transport, NADH to ubiquinone. Gene Ontology annotation, cellular component: respiratory chain complex I. Lineage: Eukaryota; Metazoa; Arthropoda; Insecta; Lepidoptera; Plutellidae. The record is from RefSeq and is a predicted model, not a curated record.